UUCAGCCGCUUCUAGUACAAAGCUAAACACUUGCUUACUUAGCGAUCUUCACCUUUCUUCGUCUUAUUUAGUCUGAAUGUCACUGUGGACAAUUCUGAUACAUUUUCCUGUUUCUCCUCAGUCUGAAGAAAAAAAACAUGCUCCUCAAAGUAGUUAUCUUUGCCCUGUCAUUACUGAUGACAACAGCAUACCCACUCUACCAUACCAACCGAGAAGCAUCACAGACCCAACAGGACCUAACAAACAAUGAGGUUCAUGAGAAGACAGACAUGAGCAAAGAUGUCAAUGGGAUUUGGAAGAGCCAUGUGAAGGACAGCCCUCUGGUGAGCGAGAUCGGGCAUAAGCUGACCCUUGAGUCAGAGAGACUGCACGCCCGCCUUCGCCAGGAACUCACCGAGUUGAGGGAAAGGCUCUCCCUGUAUCCUGUCCACCCGGGGUCCAGUGAGUCCACCCUGGCCCGCAUGGGAGAACGCCUCGCUGCCUUGACCGAGCAGCUCCAGAGUACUGUGAACGACAACAGCCAGGAGCUGUGUGGCCAACUCAGGCUCCACCUCCAGGAGUUGGAGGUGGCUGUGAGACAGGGGGCAGCUGAAACCGCACUGUACCCGGAGGCCGUGAGGGGUAUGAGCCAGACUCUGGACGACAGCAGCGCAAAAACGACAUCAGUCAUCCGGGACUUUAAAACCAAGACGUCCAACAUGAUUGAGGAGCUCAAGGGUAGUGACGAAGGGGUCUUCUGGCAGGAUGCGAACAUUCGCCUUGAGCAGGAGGCGCAGGCGUUUAGUCUGGAGGUCCGAGGCAGGGCGGGGGUGCUAAAAGCAAAGUUGGCUAGUCUCCUACUGGUCCCGCAGCCCAUUAGGGCCGAGGUGUCCACCAGCUUGGAGCAGUUCUGCCAGAGCGCUGCCUCACAGGACCGGUUGUUCCACGCCAAAAUCAAGAAGCACCUUCUUGGACGGGAGUUACAGACUCAGAGCCAAAGUGAGUCACCUACCCUACAACCCCUGGGCUUGUUGGAGGAGGACUUUUCCGCCAAACUUAGUGCGGUCCUCCAGGACAUUUUGCAAACCGUGCAGUAAAGCAAAGCAGAGCACUUAUCCCAGCAUAGAGAGAGAAAGAGAGAGGAAUGGAGAAAACACAUUGUUUCCAUUGCAGAGUACAUUUGAACUUACUGUUUUUGCACUUUGCGCUUGUACACGGUAUUCGGAGUGCUUUGCAGUUGUAUAUACAGUACAGUAAGUAAUCCAUGUAUAUUUAUGAGGUUUCCAUUGUUGUGUGUAUUUCAUGCAUAUGUUGUUUAGAAGGCAGUGUAUUUCAAUUGUAAAUAAAG
Messenger RNA from Esox lucius (northern pike), 1327 nucleotides. RefSeq lists its product as uncharacterized. The transcript is spliced from 3 exons. Bases 138 to 1076 code for a protein of 312 amino acids. The record is from RefSeq and is a predicted model, not a curated record. Lineage: Eukaryota; Metazoa; Chordata; Actinopteri; Esociformes; Esocidae.